This is a messenger RNA of Trichomonas vaginalis G3, 486 nucleotides long. RefSeq lists its product as uncharacterized. The record is from RefSeq and is a predicted model, not a curated record. NCBI's taxonomy places the organism in Eukaryota, Parabasalia, Trichomonadida, Trichomonadidae. Bases 1 to 486 code for a protein of 161 amino acids. The transcript has a single exon.
AUGAGACCUGCAUUAUCCUCCAGAAGACCUGUUAGUGCGUUUCAAUGGAGUGACAACAUGAAGAGUAUUUUAGGUGAGAAUUUCGAUCAAGCUAUUGUAAAGAAAGAAAAACAGCCACAAAUAGCUCAAACUUCGAGAUCUACUACAAGGGAAUCACAAUAUACAGUUCAAAAGCGUGCAUUGAACUCUUCAUUGAAACGACAAAAAGAACUAGCAUCUAAACAGAUUCAAAGAAACUACCGCGUAGAACAAAAUCAAUUACAUCGAGAAUUUCAUCCACCAAAAAAGGAAACAAAAGCUUUCAGUAAACGUUUCCAUGAUUACAAAGUUAUUGAGCAUGUUAUAGAUUCCAGAAACGAUGAAUACAUUCAAUCAGCAGAAUCCUUACCAAAUGGUAGAACUAUCGACUUACAAAGAGCUAGAAGAUUACCUCCGGAUAAUACUAGCUUUAUCAGAUCAACCAAUAGAGUUUUCUUUUGGGGAUAA